Messenger RNA from Microdochium trichocladiopsis, 648 nucleotides. RefSeq lists its product as uncharacterized. Lineage: Eukaryota; Fungi; Ascomycota; Sordariomycetes; Xylariales; Microdochiaceae. The transcript has a single exon. The coding region runs from base 95 to 559 and encodes 154 amino acids. The record is from RefSeq and is a predicted model, not a curated record.
CGUUCAGCUCGUGGCCGCUCGGGUCACGGCACCAAAAGAUUUGAAUUUGCUGAGGAGAAAGACCGUUGUGCGAAAGGCGGCCCCACCCAAAGGAAUGUAUAUAGACAUGCGGGAAAGGGGUCGCCGAAGUCUGGCUCUUUUGGCAACCGUCUCUUACUGUCUGGUAGACUGCAACCAUCUCCAGUUCUGCACAUAUUCUUGGAGAGAGAGAAGAGCGGGGAGAGGGGGGAGAACGGUGGGGAGUUUUUCUUUUCAGUCUGGGUUUCAUUCUACUACUGGAGAUUGGCGUUUCACGAGGCAGGUCAAUGAUAGACUUGAUGAUUUUGUUGGUUUGCUAUGGCGAGCGUGCUUUGGCGAGGAGAAGGUUGAGGCUGAAUACCAGGUGCACGAGCAGCAGAGAGCCCAAAUGAGGAACAAUGGCCCAUCCAUGCUAGAGUCAGGAGAGGGCCGUGGCACACACGCAGACACACAAACACUUGGGACAUUGUGCAUGCAUGUUGGGGAAUGCGGUGGUGCACCAGUGGCCGCUUUGGUGCGAACGUGGGGAGCAGAGCCCUAGGGCACCAGCUCGGUUGGGGAAACUGUCGGGGGAAUGGGAGCGCCAUAGGGGCGUGUGGGGUCUGCACAAGAGACGUACGCCCCCCCCCC